This is a messenger RNA of Dicentrarchus labrax (European seabass), 5263 nucleotides long. RefSeq names its product caspase 7, apoptosis-related cysteine peptidase (gene casp7). Gene Ontology annotation, cellular component: cytoplasm. Gene Ontology annotation, biological process: proteolysis; apoptotic process. The record is from RefSeq and is a predicted model, not a curated record. Lineage: Eukaryota; Metazoa; Chordata; Actinopteri; Moronidae.
GUUUUGAGUGUAUUCAGUAUAUCCGCAGAGGGAAUCCCCAUACAUCCAUGAGGGGGAACUUAUAGUUUUAGGAUUUUAAUUCACUUCAAAUUCACUUUAGGUGAUAUGUUACUGUAGCUUUCACUUUCAUUAUUAUCCUAACCAGUGUAUUUAAAUACAGAAGGUAUAUCAAAACAAGGGUUGUUCGUCAAACUAUCUUAUGUGGCCUAAUGUGUGUUUAUUUUGGUUGUGAUACUUGCCAUUUGUUCUGAGAAGGCUGUGUAAUACCCAGAUACACAUUAUGUGACUGUUUGCAGCUGCAAGUGUCCCCUGGACUUCUCUCUGUGAUGGUUUUUUCUUCAGCCUUUCCUUCAGUAUUAAUUGUCUUUAGUGGCUGGGUUGUCCUUUUGUCCCCGUUUUCACCCCUGUUACUGUUCUGUUACAGUUUACUGUUUUAUCCUUCGAUUUGUUUUCUAAUUUCUCGUAUUAUAAUUGCACAUUUUGCUCCUAAAUAAACUAAAUGUUCACGGACAUGCAUAUUUAUUUACUAGACCAGUUACACAAUGAAACACACAACUAUGCACUUUCAGUAAGACUGUGAAUUCUUUGUUGCAUGUCAGUGGCAUUGGUUCCUCUUAAGCCUUAGCUAAUCAAAACUUUAAAAUUAAAAUUAUGAAAUGUAUACCCUUGAUUUGACACAGCAACCCAGUUUUGGACAGCCUAAUUAGUGUAAUAGGGUAGGGCACGUGAAAGCAAUCUUAAAAACUCAAUUUUGGGACUGAUGUCAGUCCUCAAGUGGCUGCUCAAAAUUAGGCUGUACUGCAGUCAAUCGUGGAUAUGUGAACUGAGUAUGAUAUCAUGGAGUUCAGGCCCUUUCACAAUGGCUUGUGUCUCACUUUGUCUUUAUUAAAGUGUGACCAAGGCAUCGCUGACUUACAUGAGUGACUAUCCUCUGUUUAUUCCAGUCUGACUCACAAGGUGGCACUGUGAACCUUUGCAGUGGGGGAACAUUUUGGUUUCUCCCAGACACUGGUAAUCAAACACAAAGCCUGUGUGCGCUGUGUGCCAUUUAGAUUUUUUCCCCCAAACUUUCAUGAUAGAAAUUCACUUUUUUUUUUUAGCUUUAAAAAACAAUAAAGCAUCCAAAUUAGAUUUCAACAAAUAAAAAUACCUAAAACAGGCUGAAAUGUUUAAAUACAGACUAUGACAUAGUUAAGAAAUUAGCAUGCAUGUAAUGUGUAAAUGAUAUAUGCCUAAUGGUGUUGAAUGGUAUGUGUUUUUCAAUAACCACUUGACUGACCUGGACCUGAUAGCAAAGACCAUAUUUAGAAGUAUUACAUUUAACUGAAACUACCUUAUCUACAGUACAAGUGUGUGUCUUUUUCUUUGAAAGAAGGCAUGAUCAAAGAGAUCAACUUAUGAUGCCUCUUAAGUCAUGCCGGUCAUGUGUAAAAGAAUUGUGUCAUAAAGCUUGUAAGGAUAAUAUUAUUUAUUAUUUAUUUUCUUAGUAAUUCAUUAUUGUCUUGCGCAUCCAAAUCUAAAGGUGAGGCGAUCAGGUAUGUAUGUCGGUACAGGUGGAUUCUGUACCUGUCAGCAGAGGAGCAACUUGUUGCCCUGUCUGACCUCAGCAGGGAGCGAGGCGCAGGGGCCAUGUGUGAAUAGGCCUUUAGAAAGCACUGGUGUGGUGGCGAGGCUGCUGACUCAGGGGGCUCACAGUGCACCGCCCCUGUCCUCAGCACCUGCUGCCAGUCAGGUGUCCAUCCAGUACAGAGAGCAUGUCAACAUCCUAGCACACAGCCAAAUUAAGCUGCCAGGUCUGGAGAAACUUACUCUUUUGGGGGGAAAAAAGAAACGAGACAGAACCAACGCAUUUCAGAUGCAGAGUGGCGUAGCGCUUAAUGACGAACCCAGUAAGAAGAAUAAGGAUGGCCAGACGCGGGAGCAGGACUACUCCUCUGAAAGCCAUUACAGAAUUGUUUCACCAACAUUCCAGUAUAAGAUGAGCCACCAGCGAGUGGGCAAGUGUAUCAUCAUCAACAACAAAAACUUUGAUGAGAAGACAGGGAUGAAUGUACGCAAUGGCACAGACCGAGACGCGGGUGAGCUGUUCAAAUGCUUCAAGAGCCUGGGCUUCGAUGUCUUCAUCUACAACGAUCAGACAUGUGAGAAGAUGGAGCGUCUUCUCAGAGAGGCCUCGGAGGAAGACCAUAGUGACAGCUCGUGUUUCGCCUGUAUCCUGCUAAGCCAUGGUGAGGAGGGCAUGAUCUACGGAACAGACGGAGCCAUGCCCAUCAAGACCAUGACCUCAUUGUUCAGGGGGGACAUGUGCAAAAGCUUAGUCGGGAAGCCAAAACUCUUCUUCAUCCAGGCUUGUCGGGGUUCCGAAUUUGAUGAUGGUAUACAGACAGAUUCAGGUCCGCCAAACGAUACCCUGGAGACAGACGCUAAUCCAAGACAUAAGAUCCCUGUAGAGGCAGAUUUCCUGUUUGCCUACUCCACUGUGCCAGGGUAUUACUCAUGGAGAAACCCUGGGCGCGGCUCCUGGUUUGUCCAGGCGCUUUGCAACGUCCUCAACGAGUUUGGCAAGCAGCUGGAGAUAAUGCAGAUCCUGACACGGGUCAACUACAUGGUGGCCACCAGCUUUGAGUCGUGGUCUGAAGACCCACGCUUCAGUGAGAAGAAGCAGAUUCCCUGCGUGGUCUCUAUGCUGACGAAAGAACUGUAUUUCAACUGACCGCAGCCUAACUGACUGUACUGUCUGAAACCAUAUGACACAUGACUGACUGACUGACUGACUGACUGACUGUUUCAGGUACCGACUAACUGGUCAAAGCAUUCAGGGAUGAUUCAGGCCCAGCAGGACAUAUGAUAUUUGCAUGUGUAGUUGGGCCCGAAAACAAGCACUCCAUGAGAAAAAAAAAUAUUUACAGUGGCACUCCUCGUUCAUGUGUUGAUGGUGAAACUUCUUCUUCUUCUUCAGGUUAUUCUUCAGAAUAAUGGCGUCACAUUUGAUCUGAUCUUUUUUUGACAGGCCUUGUGAAAUAUCCAUGUUAUUCUACCAGCCCGGAAAAUUUGCUGCCAGUUUUUGUGGGUCUGGGGAAUCAUAUCUGAAUAUGUGUCGCUCCAUUUUCCCGCAUUUGCAAUGGAUGUUAAAAGGAACUGUAUUGAGUGGACAGGAGCCUUCGGGUGAAAUUUGGCUCUAGCAUUUAUUACAUGUAAUGGGUUCCGAAUAACUUGAGAAACACACCAUAAACCUGUCUAAUGCAGUCCACUGCAUUUGUACAGUGUACAAUCCUGGAAACCAGGUGAAAGAUGUUUCAAAAGCUUUUUAUUAACCACUUAUUGUUUUGAUUGAUCUAAUUUUACAAAGCUACUUUACAAAAACAAUGUAAGCGAAUGUUCUUUGAAAUGCACUAGUCAGUCUACAGAAAUCCCUAUUAGCAAACUGAAUAGAGUGAUUACAAACACUUUGAUUGCCAUCGGAGAGCUCAGGGAGCUGCCCUAAUUACAAACCCUGGCCGAUGCAUUGUUAGAGGGGGAAAAAGCAUCCGGGAAAUGGAUCAGAGCAUUUUCAGCUAUCUGUGUUUUAAUGUUUUCAGCUGUCAAUUGUCAGAAAAAGCUACAAAAGAAAAAGACAACUCUCCUCUGAGCAGAAAUGUGACGGUGCUUUUUGCCAAAGGCUCAGUGUCUCAGCCUUCCUAGCAAGUUUAAGUCGGUAGCGGCAUGCUGGCAUCCUCAGGUUCUUUAAUGUCCCGCAUAGUGGGUAAAUGUCGUGUUAAAGAAUGUCAUAUUCUGUUUGCUAGGAAGGUGUGUUCUUUUGCUGUGUAGUGAUUAGUUCUAUGAGAUUUUGGGUCAAGUGUGUUGUAUAUAGUCCACUCCUAUAAAAGCAAGGAUUAUUUGCAAUUUGCCCAGUUUUCUCAGCGUGAUGUUGAAGACUUCACUUGCUUGUUGUUCAACCCAGAGUAAGCGGAGUUCAUGUAUUUGCACAAGAUCAAAAUUACGCACUUGUCGUAUUAGUCAGGGUCCAACAAAUCAGUAUUUGAAUUUCCCUUAUUUCAUCUUUAAAGUUAGACAUUCCUCUUUAAUACCUGUAAUAGAUAAUAAGAUACAUGCUGAAGGACUUUUACACAGAAAGAGAACCUUAGAAUGUCAAAAACUGUGUCAUAAGUUUGGGAAAUAUCAUAGUGUAAAGCUGGGCCCAAAGCACAAAUGCCACAUCAUUUCACUGUAUAUUAGUGUUGUACAUUGUCAUAACAUACACUACAGUCUAAUGAGGUACCCAGCAAGGUCUUCCUAGUUAUAUUUGUAAAGUUGAUCUUUGAUUUAGAAAGAUUUAAAAGCCCAAAUUGUAAAGAAAUAAAAAAAGAUAAUUUGCUUUUAUACAAUAUUUUAAAGCACAUAGUGCACCAUACCAAGUUUUUAAUUUAGUAAAUGAAUUCAGUUAUAUGGUCAAAUCUAAAAUAUAUAUUUUUAAUAUAAUAGACAUUUGCUGAUGGUCAUUACAACUUACACAAAGUUUGUUUCUAAAAAUGUGCUGUGUCAUUGUCCCAAAGUCUGUCAAUCACAGAGGCAGCUAUUACUGGUGGUGACAAGUCUGAACAUACACAAUCCACAAUGUUUUUACAUUAUUCCCAUGAUUGCAUGUGUCAGUAACCUAGGGGAAAACUUCAGCAAUAUGUGUAGUUAUACUUUACUCUUCACUCCUUUUUUUUUUUUUACACUUUUACAUAAUAUUUAUAGUUACCAGAAGUGUGAUCACUACUGGCUUCGGUUAGAGACGUGUCCCAUUCUACAUCCAGUGCACUUGUCCAAUACAGCCACAACUCUUGAAUCCUUUCAACACAUGGAUCUCUGAUCAGUGAUGUGGUGCCCAACCUGUGCUGAAAGGAGUGUUUGCUCCACUUGUUUUGGAAUGGAACUGAAGGAGGGGAAAAAUAAUCUUUAGGGAUAAAAUUUUAAAUGCUUUCCGGUGUUAAAUGCUGUUGUCCUCAGGAAUAUAUUUGAAAAGAUUUGGAAAAAUGAAUGAAUGAAUUAUAUUGAAAGUAUAAUCUGGCCCAUUUUUUUAUUUUAUUUGGGGCAAUACCUUGUUGAAAUAACUUCAAAACAGAGGAAUGCUUAUAUAAACAUCUUAUGUAUUAAACAUGAAGAAUUUAUUCUGUAAUGAGUUGUGUGUCAUUUUUCUUGCACAUCUGUAAACACAAAGGCUGCUGUUUUUUCUAAGACAAGGACAAUGUCUGUAAAAUGCCAAAGAAUACAAUUAAAGGAUAAGGUUGGUAAUAUUCUA